Cydia strobilella is the source of this 6622-nucleotide messenger RNA. RefSeq names its product plexin A3 (gene PlexA). The coding region runs from base 453 to 6140 and encodes 1895 amino acids. Gene Ontology annotation, molecular function: semaphorin receptor activity; protein binding. Gene Ontology annotation, biological process: regulation of cell shape; regulation of cell migration; positive regulation of axonogenesis. The record is from RefSeq and is a predicted model, not a curated record. Lineage: Eukaryota; Metazoa; Arthropoda; Insecta; Lepidoptera; Tortricidae. Gene Ontology annotation, cellular component: plasma membrane; semaphorin receptor complex. The transcript has 3 exons.
ACGCCUAGACUUGUUCGAAAAGGGAAACCAAAUUCAUUCCACGGCGAGCGAUGUACGACGGCUGAUGCCCUUGUCGCGGACUCAUUGUGCAAACGGGCUCCUCUCCCCGGACUAGGAUUUUUAUAAGUGUAAUGUUGUGAAAUAAGUCGUCAAUAGUGGUGUUUAGUGUUUGCAUUACAAUAACAGUGAAAUACAGAAAGAAUUGUGUUCAGUGGUUUACUAGUGUUGCUUUUCAAUACCGAUCGUGGAUUCCAAAGGAUUGUUUCUAUAAUCGAGAGAUUAUCAAUACCAAGGUCUCCCGCUCUGCUGUCCUCGCACUAUGCUAGUGCUGUUAUAGCGAGCCACCAUACAUAUCGAAGCUCAUUAUUCCGCCAUGGCAAUCCUGCUCCGGGGGGCUCGCGCGGGCGGCGGGGGCGGCGCGCCGCGGUAGGCCGGGCACAUGCGCGCGCGCCAUGUGGCGAGCCCUGCUGGCCCUGGCGCUGGCGCUGGCCGCCGCCGCCGAGCAGGACGUGGUGCGCAGCUUCACCGACCCUUCGGCGUCCACCCUCUUCAACCACCUCGUCGUCGACCGCAACACCGGCCGCGUCUACGUCGGCGCCGUCAACAAGAUCUACCAGCUCUCCCCCGACCUGGAGGUCGCGCAGUCGAUCGUCACCGGCCCCGUCAACGACUCCGCCCAGUGCACCUUCGACUGCCCGCCCAACUUCAUCAAGAAGCCGACCGACAAUGCGAAUAAGGCGUUAGUGAUCGACUAUGCCACCAGCCGACUCAUCACCUGCGGGUCCGUGCUGCAGGGGCUGUGCUCCGUGCGCAAUUUGCACAACAUUUCGAAGGAGGUGCGCGAGGUUCGCGAGCCGGUGGUCGCCAACAAUGCGUCGGCGUCGACGGUCGCGUUCAUCGCGCCCGGCCCGCCGAAUCCGCCCAUGACACAGGUUAUGUACGUCGGCGUCACCUUCACGGGCAACUCGCCCUAUCGCUCCGAAGUUCCUACUGUCAGCAGCCGCUCGCUAGAGGAGGACCGUCUAUUUAUGAUAGCCCGAACGGCGGUCACGACGGGCACGAGAAUGUUCGUCAAUUCACUAUCCCGCGAACGCUAUCCCAUAAAAUACGUGUACGGCUUCAGCUCAGAGGGAUUCAGCUACUUUCUAACCACACAGCUGCGAGGCGUGGGAUCGGACAGCUAUUACAGCAAGCUAGUGCGAGUAUGCCAUGAUGACGAAAAUUACUACUCGUAUACAGAAAUUCCGAUGUCUUGCACGGGCGAAGGCGGACGCAAUUUUGGAUAUAAUCUAGUGCAAGCGGCGUUCGUCGGGAAAGCCGGCUCGGUGCUAGCGGGCGAGCUCGGUAUUACGGCGCAGGAUGAUGUAUUAUUCGCCGCCUUUAGCCAGAGUGAAGAUAUAAAUAUGAACACGCCGUCAGACUUGUCCGCUUUAUGUGUGUAUUCCCUAAAAGCGAUUCGACGCAAAUUUAUGCAAAACAUAAAGACGUGUUUUAGCGGCAACGGUUCUCGGGGCUUGGAUUUCAUAUCGCCUUCUCAUCCUUGCAUUGGAACGAAAUUACAGUCAAUAAGUGAAGAUUUCUGUGGCUUAGACGUGAAUACUCCUUUAGGAGGAGAGCAGCCGGUAGAGGCGGUCCCGGUGGCCGUGUUCAACAAGAGGCUUACUGCUGUGGCGGCCACAUCCACGGGCGAUUACACUGUAGUAUUCGCCGGAACGGCCGAGGGACAUCUGAAGAAAAUCGUCGUUGAGAGUGCCACUUCUGCAUUUGAAUAUGGCGACAUCGUCGUGGAUGAAAAGUCACCAGUUAAUAAAGACUUAUUCUUUGAUACUCAAUUGAUGCAUUUAUACGUAAUGACUGAACGUAAAGUGUCUAAAGUGAAAGUUCAAGAGUGUAGCGUCUAUAAAUCGUGUUUGACGUGUCUCGGAGCCAAAGACCCAUACUGUGGAUGGUGUUCUCUAGAGAACAAGUGUAGCCUCCGAUCGGACUGCCAGGAUGCAGCCAAAGAUCCCCUUUAUUGGAUCUCGUACCGCAGCGGGCGUUGCACUACCAUUACUCAAGUGACACCGAAUCAAUUGCAACGAACGACUGCAAGGACAUUAGACUUAGUUAUCGAAAACUUGCCUACACUUAAUGGACAAUUUCUGUGUGCAUUUACAGCUUUAGAUCGUACUUUAAUAACCAAUGCUACUAGGAAGCCUUACGGCGUUAAUUGUACUACUCCGCGCACCGACACGCUCCCACCGAUCCCCGCGGGCCAGCACCACUUCACGGCCAAGCUGUCGGUGCGCACGACUCAGGGACCCGACUUUGUGGCGACUAAUUUCACGUUCUUUGACUGCAACACGUACAGCUCGUGCACUCAGUGUGUUAGUUCCUCGUUCCCGUGCGACUGGUGUGUCGACGGACACCGUUGCACUCACGACACGGCCGAGAAUUGUAGAAACGAUAUAUUAGUUACCGGUGUCAGCAGAAUAGGUCCCAGUUAUCGCUCCGGGCCCGGUUUCUGCCCCACUAUAAACUCCACUUCAGACGGCUCGAACGAAAUCCUAGUUCCUUCCGGCGUCAAAAAAGCAAUAAAAGUUAAAGUACACAUAAUCGGGCAAUUUAUAGUCCAGACUAGAUUCGUUUGUCAGUUUAAUAUCGAAGGCCGCGUGACCCAUGUGAAUGCUCAACUUCUUGCCGAUACUAUAUAUUGUGAGCCCGUCGAAUUUACCUACACGUCCCGCGCUCCUAAUAUUACCGCGUCUUUCGCCGUAAUCUGGGGAGGUUCUAAACCGUUAGAUAAUCCGGAUAAUACUCACAUACUCAUUUACCGUUGUAACGAUAUGGCGGAUAAUUGCGGAAUUUGUCUUGCGCUCCCUGAGAAAUUUGGAUGCGGCUGGUGCCAGGGCUCGGAUAGGUGCGAAGUUCAAGAACAAUGCGGCACGCCUAGUGUUUGGUUAAAUCGUACUCAAACAUGCCCUAACCCGGAGAUUCAUUCGUUUAGGCCGCAGUUAGGUCCGUGGGAUGGGGGCACUAACAUCACAAUUGAAGGCAUAAAUCUAGGUCGCAAUAUAUCCGAUAUUUAUAACGGCGUCACCAUUGCGGGUAUUAAAUGCCAACCAAUUAUAGAAUUGUACGUUAAAACAAGGCGCAUUGUUUGUACCGUAGACGGGCCUGGCGAAGAAGUACCCCGGGAUGGCCCUGUUGUCGUCAGAGUGGCAGAUUAUCGCGGGGAAUCUAAGCAUCAUUACGCGUUCGUCAAUCCGAAAAUAAACUCUAUUCAACCGAAAUACGGCCCGCAAUCAGGCGGCACUAUUUUACGUAUCACUGGCGAGUAUCUGAACGCGGGAAGUAACAUUCAAGCUUUUAUCGACGAUUUGCCUUGCGCUAUUCUGACUGUGACUCACGAAGAAGCAGUUUGUAGGACGAGUCAUUCUUAUCAGCUUAAAAUGGGUACAUUACGUAUGCGUUUCGACAACGGUAUGCGCACUUUAGAACGCGAAAAGUUUGAAUACAUAGAGGAUCCCGAGGUAGUUGCAGUCGAAUCUGGUCCGCCGCUCGCGACACAGCGCAAGCAGCCUAAAGGGAUUCCAUCCGGAGGCAUAAAGAUUAAAGUAAUGGGCCGUAAUUUCCAUUCUAUUCAGUUCCCUCGGAUGUACGUAUAUCACGACAAUCGACCUUACAUCGCGCCUUGCCAUAGAGUCGACUUUCAAACUCAUCUCAUUUGCGAGUCUCCCGGGAUUGAAAGCGCCGGGCUCAGCCUAGAUCCGGAUAGGCCUUUGGAAUUAGAAUACGGUUUUUACAUGGACGACGUGCAAAGUGUGCAGAAUCUUACCAGCAAGACGCAUGACGCUUUCCUGCUUUAUCCUGAUCCGUAUUACGAUAAAUUUGAUGAGGACGUAAAGUAUUAUAAAUCAGAGUAUUUGACGAUAAACGGUCAGAAUUUAGAUAGGGCGUGUACUGAGAGCGACGUGGAAGUUCACAUAGGAGAAAGCCUGUGCAACGUGACGUCACUCGCAAGACACCAGUUGACUUGUCGGCCUCCCUCGCGAGACGAACUGCCCGACGGAGUCGACACACCCGAGGUGGUCGUCAAAGUAGGUCGCCAUCUCAUGUAUAAGAUCGGCAAGUUGUCGUAUUCCUCGCAGGCGGGCCUACAGGCGGCUAUCGGAAAGCCAGUAUUAUUCGGCGUAAUCGCCAGUAUAGUUAUACUCAUAUUAGUAUUUGUCGUGUUUUUAGUUAUGUAUAGGAGAAAAUCAACUGAAAAUAUUAGGGUACUGAAGAAUAUGCAGGAGCAAAUGGAUAUUUUAGAGUUAAGGGUAGCUGCGGAAUGCAAGGAGGCGUUUGCGGAGCUGCAGACUGAGAUGACAGACUUGACGGGAGACGUGACGGGCGGGAUCCCCUUCCUGGACUACCGUACGUACGCCAUGAAGAUCUUGUUCCCCAACAUCGACGACCAUGCCGUCCUCCAGUGGGAACGUCCAGAGCUUAUUAGGAAAGAUAAAGGCCUCAGAAUGUUUGGACAGCUUAUUAUGAACAAAACAUUCCUUUUAUUAUUUAUUCGUACUUUAGAAAGCAAUAGAUAUUUUUCAAUGCGCGAUCGUGUCAAUGUUGCUUCCCUUAUUAUGGUAACUUUGCAAAGUAAAAUGGAGUAUUGCACUGAUGUUCUGAAAACCCUGUUGGCGGAGCUUAUCGAGAAGUGUAUGGAGGGUAAAAGCCACCCUAAACUGCUAUUGAGGCGAACUGAGAGCGUUGCUGAGAAAAUGUUGAGCGCCUGGUUUACCUUCCUCCUAUAUAAAUUCCUCCGCGAAUGCGCUGGCGAACCGCUCUAUCUUUUGUUUAGGUCAAUGAAAGGUCAAGUAGACAAAGGCCCCGUAGAUGCAAUAAGCUCUGAGGCGCGAUAUUCGCUCAGCGAAGAAAAACUUAUUAGGCAGUCGAUAGAUUUCAAACCGAUAGCGGUGAGCGUGUCCAUAUCCCAACAAACGAUCUUCGUGAGCGGCUUAGACGCUACGACGGAAAACGUACAAGUAAAAGUUCUCGACUGUGAUACCAUAAGCCAAGUAAAAGAGAAGUGUUUAGAUGCCAUUUACCGCGCUACUCCAUAUUCGCAAAGGCCGAGUCGUGACGAGCUAGACUUGGAAUGGCGCACGGGCGCCUGCGGUCGAUUAAUUCUGUACGACGAAGAUAGCACUACUAAAUGCGAGGGCGAGUGGCGCAAACUUAACACCCUCAAUCACUACCGCGUGCCAGAUGGCGCUUGCCUCAGUCUAGUUGCUAAACAGAGCUCCGUUUAUAAUCUGUCCAACAUGGAGAAAAACGAUAAGUCGCACACUUAUGAAACUCUCAAUAGGGGUAAAUACGGCUCCGCCAGUCCGCCGGCGAGUCCUUUCAAAUACGAACACGGCGGCGGCUUCAAGUACUGGCAUUUAGUUAGGCACCACGACGGUGACGCACACAAGGAAGGGGAGCGGGGAAACAAAAUGGUCUCAGAGAUAUAUCUCACGCGCCUCCUCGCGACUAAGGGUACGCUGCAAAAGUUUGUGGAUGAUUUAUUCGAGACUAUUUUCAGUACCGCGCACCGCGGCUCCGCGUUGCCGCUCGCCAUAAAGUAUAUGUUCGAUUUCCUCGACGACCAGGCUCUACAGCACGCUAUCUCAGAUCCCGAAGUAGUACACACUUGGAAGAGCAAUUCGCUACCUUUACGCUUCUGGGUGAAUCUCAUUAAAAAUCCUAAUUUUGUGUUCGACGUACACAAGUCUAAUACGGUCGAUUCGUGUCUCUCGGUAAUCGCUCAAACGUUUAUGGAUUCGUGUUCCACGUCCGAUCACAUUCUCGGUAAAGAUUCGCCAUCCUCUAAGCUUUUGUACGCGAAAGACAUUCCGGUAUAUAAGGAGUGGGUGGAACGGUAUUACGCGGAUAUUAAGUUGAUGCCGGCGAUAUCGGAUCAGGACAUGAACGCGAUGCUAGCGGAGGAGUCGCGCCUCCACACGAAGGAGUUCAACACGAACUGCGCACUGAACGAGCUUUACGCGUACGCGGUGAAGUAUAACGAGCAACUGAUGGUGACGCUCGAGGAGGACGAGUUCUCGCAGAAGCAGCGGCUCGCGUACCGCCUCGAGCAGGUGCACGGCCUCAUGACGCACGACUACAACGUGUAGUUAGGCUCUGCUGCUCUGCUCUGCUCGGGUAGUCGCGCGUCGGCUGCCAAGCCACCCACCGCCAUGUAUAUAACGCCCUCGCACAUAUCUAUGCUGGCAACUUUUGUAUAUAUUAGAUAGUGUACAGUCUUAAAUAUUGUAAUUUUUGUAUAAUUUCAGCGGUCCGAUGUCGUUUUUUAAUUUUAUAUAAUGAACUUUGUAUUGUUUUUACACGACGAACUCGGCCGGCCCCGGUCGUGCCACAGUAUGCAUCGUAAAAUAAAAUUGUGUAUGUCUGUCUAUGUGUGCUCGCGUCGUACGAGUUAAUGUUACGUCGAAUCGGUGUAAAAUGUGUGUCGCAAACGAAAUCGCAUGUAAGCUCGCCGGCGAGCGCGAGGUUCGCUCGCCGACGGGCAAUUUUUAAAUUUGUACUUGCAGUCUACUUACGAAAUAACCGACAGUGAACCGGUGAACGAUUCCAUUAAUAAAUAUCGUCGAAUGUA